GAGCAAACACUAAUCGUCAAAAUCAAGCCCAGUGGUGUACAUGAAUUAGUGAGUCGGGGAUUUUCGGUGGAAUUGUGGGCCAAGGUAAUCAGAAUGGGGCUACGUCAGGCUCUUAAUCUGGUUGGCGGUACUACCUUUCAGGGAAUUCAGAGCUGGAAAGAAGCGGACUGCGCCUACAAACCUAAUACCUUUCGCCCCUACGAAAAUGAUUGGCCAACCUUGGUCAUUGAAUGCGGAGUAUCAGAAUCCCUCAAUCGCCUGAGGGUAGAGUCUCGCUGGUGGCUAGAGAACUCGGUGGAGGGCGUCAACAUUGUCCUCCUCUUUUCGAUCUCCAAAAAGGCAAGAAGCAUACACAUCGAGAAAUGGGAAAUGGCCACCCACUCAAGCCCACAUGUCGCUCAGGCUGGCCUUAGUCAUUUGAUAGGAACACCUACAAAAAUCCAGGAAGUUGAUAUCAGCGGGCCUGUUGUUCCUACUGACGAAUCAGCGGGUACUACACCAAUCGUUACCGGAGCUCCCUUGGAGCUCGAUUUCACCAAAAUUUUCCUUCGCCAGCCUGUCCAAGGCUGCAGUGAAGGCAGUAUUAUCUUCACUGAACAGGAGCUU
Messenger RNA from Tuber aestivum (summer truffle), 606 nucleotides. Lineage: Eukaryota; Fungi; Ascomycota; Pezizomycetes; Pezizales; Tuberaceae. The record is from the annotation of a GenBank genome assembly.